Messenger RNA from Daphnia pulicaria, 1734 nucleotides. Its product is annotated as protein fem-1 homolog C-like. The record is from RefSeq and is a predicted model, not a curated record. NCBI's taxonomy places the organism in Eukaryota, Metazoa, Arthropoda, Branchiopoda, Diplostraca, Daphniidae. Bases 1 to 1734 code for a protein of 577 amino acids. Gene Ontology annotation, molecular function: protein binding. The transcript has a single exon.
AUGGUAGAAGCCAUCAACGUGUUGGACCUCGUUUCCCAAGCAGUUAGUCAAGGUUCGAUCGCCGAAUUAAAUCAAAUACGAAAGCGCAACAAUUGGAUAGCGAUACCUAUUCGUUAUGUAACCCAGCCUCUGGGCCAGCAGGGCGAAACGGCCCUGCAGUCGAGUGUCAGAAACGGACACUACGACGUCGUCGAGUUCCUAGUCGGCGAAUUGAAAUAUCAAAUUUAUCCCGAAUGGGCGAAAUCGAUCGACAAAGUCCCGUCUUAUUUCACCUGGACGAAUUUGAAUUUCAACAAAGUUCUUCCACCGCUCGUUGUCCAGUCACCCGAGAUGGAAGUUAUCCGCGAUAUCGCCAACCAAAUUCCAAUCGUCAAAGUCAUUGAAUAUCUGAUCGAUCCGGCCAGCGACGAGCCCUGUCAGUGGCUGGAAUUUGUAUUGAAUUCGAUCGUGGCCAGUUCGGCCAGCCGGACGGACAAGAUCGUCGCCUUCGAACUGAUGGGCGUCGCCUUCGUCUUCAAACCGAGAAACGGCGUCUGGAGGGGAGUCCAGUGCUGGGAACAGGCCAUGGCCCUUCGCUACUCGACAGUCGGUGAUCAAUCGGCGAUCCCGAUCAUUCCCGAUCUAGCGGCCAGCUCUUUAUUUGUCGACCGCAAGAAGCUCAUCGCUUCGCCAACAUCUCUCCAGAAAUUCAAAGGCGAAUGGCGACUCGGCUACAACCUGCUGGAAGCUCAAACUCAAGCCUUGGCCGUCAGCCAGAGGAUCGUCAAUCAAUGCGGCCAGCAGCAGCGGACGGGUAUUCCUUAUUCGUUCCACCUGGAACAUUUGAUGCGCUACGCUUAUCGCUGCUACAUCCACGAGAAUCAAUUGAAUUGCUCGUUGAACAUUGCGAUGAUGAUCCUCAAACAAACGGACGAUUUCAGAUCAGGAUCGUCACUUAAAUGUAUCAGGAUUUUCGCCGAGACUCUGGACCUGCUGUUGGAAUGUCUGAAGCACCAAAAGUUGAAAAUAAAAAAAGGAGUUGAAGAUUUAUCGUUCGCUAAUCUCUUGGUGGUCGUCAAAUUCGGAUUGGCCAUUUUGCUGAAUGUCAUGCUGUUGUCGCCCGUCGUCCGACCGACCGUCGAUCGGUGGCAGUUCAACGUCAUGGAUCAAAUCCACCGUUUGAUUUUAGAGCAUCUUGGACGCUGUCGUAAUAAUCCAGCGGAAAUCCAACAGCUGAAAGAUUGUCUCUCGCCGUAUUUCCGCGCCAAUAAUUUGAAAAGGUUCACCAGUCUUCUUCACCUGGCCAUCAGCCAAGGGACGGACGGCCGUCAAAUCUUGCCCAUCAUCCAGCUGUUCCUAGAAGCCGGAGCCGAUCCAACCGGAAUCGACACCAACGGCGAAACUCCGUUGCAUCUUUUAUCCGAAAAUCAGGAUUGCUUUCAAUCCGAUCCGGAAUCGUAUGAGCAAGUGUUUCAGGCUUUGCUGGAUGCCGGAUGUUGUCUGGGCCAAUCGAUUCCGGCGGGUAAAACAUUUCUGAGCAUUUUAAACGGCCAGAAAUCUAAAUGCGUAUCGAAAUUCCGUUUCCAUCAUUAUCUGGAUCCGCUGGUCAAUGUCGUCUUACCACUGGCCUGCGUUUGCGCCAAAGUCAUCCGCCACAAGCAAAUUUUAUUCGAAGGCCGACUUCCGCCGCGGCUGCAAUCGUUUGUUAGCCGUCACAGCGCUAUGGAAGGUGAUAUUGUUAUAAACACGGGGUAA